AGGUUUGGCGGUAAAUGGAAGCUUGAAUUAGUUUUGGUGGAUUGAAGUGUGAACUGAGAUGAGAGAAUGAAAACGAGAAUGGAGGAAGAGGAAGAGUUAGAGGAAGAUGAAGUGGCAUCGUGUUCUUCUGACUCCGAUGAUCUUGAAGUUGAACAACGGAAAUCGCAAAAUGUGGAAGCUCUCAUCGGGGGCAACCUCAUCGUGAAGAGACAAUCGUUACUACCGCGAGUUCUUAGGGUAGAGGGAGCGGCCGUUUGCAGAAAACCCUUUAAACCUCCAUCCUCUAAACCUUACAAUCAUCAAGACCUUACGCGUAGGCUUUCUGCUCGCAAAAGGUUUGUCCCAUGGCGCUCUUCACCUAUUCCUAGACCACCCCUCUUGGAGUUGAAUUUGAAUUUGAAUUUGAAUUUGAAUCUUGAUGUUGCUGAGGAUGAUGAGCAUUUGCCUCCCGAGAUUGAUCCUCUAGUACUGUGGCACCCUCAGCACUGUGAGGAUGGGGCUUCUACUUCCAAUUUGACAACAAUAUCAGUUGUCCCUUUGCUUGUUCGUUUCCUUCGUCCACAUCAGAGAGAAGGGGUUCAGUUUAUGUUUGAUUGUGUUGCCGGACUAUGUAGCACACCAAAUAUACAUGGAUGCAUUUUGGCAGAUGAUAUGGGUUUGGGCAAGACAUUGCAGUCUAUCACAUUACUUUAUACUCUUCUUUCUCAAGGGUUCGAUGGGAAGCCAAUGGUUAGAAAAGCCAUCAUUGUGACUCCUACUAGCCUUGUCAGCAAUUGGGAAGCCGAAAUUAAGAAGUGGGUUGGAGAAAGAGUUCGUCUCGUUGCUUUAUGUGAAAGCACUAGAGAAGAUGUUGUCUCUGGGAUUGGCAAUUUUACAAGUCCCCGAAGCAAUUUACAGGUGCUCAUUGUUUCAUAUGAGACGUUCCGAAUGCACUCAUCAAAGUUUAGCUCUAGUGGCUCCUGUGACCUCCUCAUCUGCGAUGAGGCUCACAGACUAAAAAAUGAUCAGACAAUUACAAACCGGGCACUGGCUGCUCUCCCAUGCAAACGUAGAGUUUUGCUGUCAGGAACUCCUUUGCAAAACGACUUAGAGGAAUUCUUUGCAAUGGUUAAUUUUACUAAUCCAGGAAUAUUGGGUGACAUAGCACAUUUUCGACGUUACUAUGAGGCUCCAAUUAUUUGUGGAAGAGAACCUACUGCCACCACAGAAGAGAAGAAGCUAAGUGCUGAACGCACAACUGAAUUAAGUGCCAAAGUUAAUCAGUUCAUAUUAAGAAGGACUAAUGCAUUAUUAUCGAAUCACUUACCACCAAAGAUAGUUCAAGUUGUUUGCUGCAAGUUGACUCCACUUCAGUCAGACCUAUAUAAACAUUUUCUACAAUCCAAAAAUGUUAAACGGGCAAUUAACGAAGAACUGAAGCAAUCAAAGAUUUUGGCCUACAUAACAGCUCUCAAAAAGUUAUGCAAUCAUCCAAAGCUCAUAUAUGAUACCUUACGAAGUGGGAGUCCAGGAACUUCAGGUUUUGAGGAUUGCAUUCGAUUUUUCCCUCCGGAAAUGUUAUCUGGAAGGUCUGGAUCAUGGACGGGUGGGAAUGGAGCCUGGGUUGAGCUAUCCGGUAAAAUGCAAGUCUUAGCAAGAUUGCUUGCUCAUCUACGCCAGAGAACAAAUGAUCGCAUUGUCCUUGUUUCAAACUAUACUCAGACACUUGAUCUUUUUGCUCAAUUGUGUCGGGAACAAAGGUACCCUCACUUGAGGCUUGAUGGCACCACAUCAAUCAGUAAAAGGCAGAAGUUAGUAAACUGCUUUAACGACACAUCAAAGGAUGAAUUUGUUUUUCUCUUAAGCAGCAAGGCUGGUGGUUGUGGACUCAAUCUUAUUGGUGGAAAUCGACUCGUCUUAUUUGAUCCUGAUUGGAACCCAGCAAAUGAUAAACAAGCUGCAGCAAGAGUGUGGAGGGAUGGACAGAAGAAAAGAGUUUACAUUUAUAGAUUUUUGAGUGCCGGAACAAUAGAAGAAAAGGUCUACCAGCGUCAGAUGUCUAAAGAAGGGCUGCAAAAGGUCAUUCAGCGGGAGCAAACCGAUAGCCUUCUAGAACAGGGUAACUUUCUUUCGACAGAGGAUCUUCGCGAUUUGUUUACUUUUGAUGAGAACCUCAAGUCAGAGAUUCAUGAAAAGAUGCGAUGCAGUCGGUGCCGAAUAAUUGAUGAGCCGCAAAGCUCUGACGUCCUAUCAACAAUAGUUAAUAGUGAAUCUGAUGAAGAAACCUCUGAUAUAGGUGGAUUUGCAGAAAUUGCAGGCUGUUUAGAGAAUUUAAAAGGAUCAGAGAAGCAGAUUGGGACCCCACUGGAAGAAGAUUUAAGUAGUUGGGGCCAUCAUUUUUCCCCAACUUCUGUACCAGAUCCUAUCCUUCAGGCUUCAGCUGGUGAUGAGGUGACUUUUGUGUUUACAAACCAAGUUAACGGAAAGCUGGUACCCAUGGAGUCCAUAAUCAGUCGCCAGCUAGAGCAAAAGGAACCUAAUAAGCCAAGGCAGAACAUCAAACAAAAAUUCACUCCCUUGAAAUUAGCAUUUAAUACUAACCACACUCAUGUAAAUAAUAAAGUAUUACCACAGAAAAGAUCGUAUCCUGAUCAUGCCAAUGGUGAUGAUCUUGAGUAAUACCUCACGUGUUUUCAUCUAGGUUUGAUGGAUUUACCCUCCUAUUUUGGAAAUUAAUGGCGUCAUAUUAUUGUUAGCUGAA
Lotus japonicus is the source of this 2740-nucleotide messenger RNA. RefSeq names its product protein CHROMATIN REMODELING 25. Gene Ontology annotation, biological process: reciprocal meiotic recombination; double-strand break repair via synthesis-dependent strand annealing. NCBI's taxonomy places the organism in Eukaryota, Viridiplantae, Streptophyta, Magnoliopsida, Fabales, Fabaceae. The transcript has 21 exons. The record is from RefSeq and is a predicted model, not a curated record. The coding region runs from base 67 to 2658 and encodes 863 amino acids. Gene Ontology annotation, cellular component: nucleus. Gene Ontology annotation, molecular function: ATP-dependent chromatin remodeler activity; DNA translocase activity; ATP binding.